AUGAUAUCACUAGUCGAAUUAACUGAGCACAGAGCAACCAGAUCCCAUUCUUAAUAUAAGUUAAAUCUAAUUGAUUUCGAUGACUUCGCAUAUAACUUAAAUAAAACCAUCUAUAACUUUUAAAAAUGUUCAACUGGAAAAAAUCACGAUAAAUUAUCUAAAUUUAGAAAAUCAAGGAGCGUAUUAAAAGCUGAUCUCCAAAAAAAAUAUCCAUCAGUCUACAAAACCUUUAAUAGAAAUGCCCCUGGAUUCGAUGAAAACGAAACUAAAGAAUUAUUGGAACAUAUAAUUCAGUUAGAACACUUAUUUGUCCAAUAUAAUAAAUACUUUCCAGAUCACAGCAAUCCUAUUCUAAUGAAUAACUAUCUCAAUUGUUUGAGUUUAAACAAAGAAAAAUUCUUUAACAACUAUACUUAAAAUAUAUCUGAAACUCUUUAAAUGUCUAUUCUAAGAAACUCACAGCAAAGAAUUGCUGAUGAUGGAACCGAUGAAGUGGUUAUCAAAUACUUAAUUAAUGAGAUCAAUAGGAGAAACAAAUAUGAAAAAAAUAUGGAUCUAAUCCGAAGUGAUUAAACUAAAUUUUCUAAGCUUUCUCAAAAUUAUGAAUUGCACAAGAAAACCAAUCAAUUAGAACAAACUAAAUCAAACCUAUUAGUAACUUCUAUGAAACUUGUGUUUUUAAAUUACUAAAAUUAAUCGGUUUAUGUUAGAUUCCCGUUAAUAAACAAGAAUAAAUAAUUGUAUGUAGAUAUGGAAAAACUCUUAAAACAAGGAGAUGCCCAAGAUUUAUUUAAAUAAUGGAGUCAAUACGUAGACAUCACUUCAUCUCACCCUGAAAUCAUUUUAUUAUUAUCAAUAGUGCAGGAUCUAUUGUAAGAAGACAGUUGGAUAAUAUCUUCAAUUAUGCAAUAGAUUGCUGGAAAAUAGAUAUUUAAAUUAGAAAGGAUUAUAUUAUAAAUUGGUGCUUUGAAUUAAUUUUGUUCUAAUUGUUUGUCAAAUAUUGAUAAAAGUCAUACUUAAAUCUCAGAACUUUUGUAACUCAAACUCUAAAACAUUAUACCUUAAUUUAUGAUAAGGAAUACCAUAAAAUUGGAAAAACAUAUCAUGAUAAUGUAAAAUUCACAGGAUGAACUAAAUAAAGGAUAUAAUAGACAUUCGAUUGAGAAUUAAUUACUACAUUUAAACAACUUAAAGAUGUGUUUAAUUCCUUAAGGAUUAUUUAGUUAAUUAUGUUUCAUUCAUAGAUAUUGUAGUGAAAAUAAUUAAAACGAUCUUGAAAAAGCCAUGGAAUCAGAAUUAUUCGAGCAACCGCACGAAUCAAAUUUUUCUCAUAUCAAAAAGGGAUUUAUUCGAGAUGGAUCUCGUAAACCUAGUAUGAAUGAAAACAAAGGAUACAUAAGAGAAGAUGUAAAUUAACCAUUCCUUUCAUAAAAAUUAACUGAAAUGAAAUUCGCUUCAACUAUUUUUAUGGACAAUGUAGAUAAAAUUGAAUGGAAAAAUAUUAUAUAGAACAUUAAAGAAGAGAAAAAAGAAUAAAAAGAACCUGGAAGUUCCUAGUCUUAAUCUUCGAAUAUUUCCUUCUAGUUAAACUGCGAAGAUGAAUAAUUUAGGAGAUAAAUGAAGAACUUCUUAUAAAAACAGCAAGAAAAAAUGCAAUGA
This is a messenger RNA of Paramecium tetraurelia, 1659 nucleotides long. RefSeq lists its product as uncharacterized. The transcript has 3 exons. The record is from RefSeq and is a predicted model, not a curated record. Lineage: Eukaryota; Ciliophora; Oligohymenophorea; Peniculida; Parameciidae.